CUCUCUCUCUAGCCGACGACACUCAAUGGCCAAAAGCAUCCCUUUGGCGGGCGCGUAAACUAUAUUCAUUCGCACGCAAAAUUGACCCUUUUGACCUUUCGUUGUCUGAGAGAGAACAAAGAAAAUGGAUGUUUCCGAUGAAGACGACGACGAAGGUUUUGGUUCUCGUUUCAACGACGAAGAAGAAGAAGAAGAAGAAGAAGAAGAGGGUUUUACUUUCUACGACGAUGUCGUUGAAGAAGAAGAGGGUUUUGCGUCUGAUUUCUACAAGGCUGGUUCCGAUUGGUCUUGUUUAGUGAAAGACGAAGAGACCGCUUUGGUUUCUCCUGAGAAUAAGAAGAUGAAACAAGCGGACUUGUUUCAGAUUUGGGGUUUACAGAAGAUUUCUCCUGAAACGAAGAAGAAUAUGAAACAAACAGACUUGUUUCAGAUUUGGGGUUUACAAAAGCCUUCUCCUUCCACUUCACCUGCUUCUUCGUCGGCGAAAAAAACUUCGAAUGUUCUUGGAAAGAGACUUAGGAACUCUCCAUUGACCAAUGACUCGCCUCGACAAUGCCCUUUUUACAAGAAACUUCCAGGAACACCGUUCACUGUGGAUGCCUUUCGCUAUGGUUGUGUCCAAGGAUGUUCUGCUUAUUUCCUUACUCACUUUCACGCUGAUCAUUACAUUGGCCUCACUAAAGCUUGGUCUCAUGGUCCAAUUUACUGCUCCUCUCUCACUAGUCGUCUUCUCAGACUUAGUCUGUCUGUUAAUCCCUCGUUUAUUCAUCCAUUGGAGCUAGACGUAGAAUACACUAUUUAUGGGGUUAAAGUCACUUUAAUUGAAGCUAAUCACUGUCCAGGUGCUGCUCUUAUUCACUUUCGUCUCCUAGAUGGGACGUGUUAUCUGCAUACUGGAGAUUUCAGGGCUUCUAAACAGAUGCAAACUCAUCCUCUCCUCUUUAAACAACGAGUUCAUGUUCUGUAUUUGGAUACAACAUAUUGCAAUCCGAGAUACAAAUUCCCCUCCAAAGAAGAUGUAUUAAGUUAUGUUGUGAGAAUCACAAAGGAGUUCCUCAGGAAGCAACCGAGGACUCUGAUUGUUGUUGGUUCUUAUAGCAUUGGAAAAGAAUGUGUUUAUCUAGCUAUUGCCAAGGCACUUGGGAUCAAGAUAUUUGCAAAUGCUUCAAGAAGACGGAUACUCCAAUCUUUUGGUUGGGAUGAUAUCUCAAAGAAUCUUUGUACAGAUGGGAAAGCCACAUGUCUUCAUGUUCUGCCUAUGUCAGCACUGAGAGUUGAAAGACUCGACGAACACUUAAAGGUUUAUAGAGAACAGUAUGGAGCAGUUUUGGCAUUUAGGCCCACAGGCUGGACUUACUCUGAGAAGAUAGGUGAACACCUUGAUCUGAUAAAACCAACUUCAAGGGGGAAAAUCACCAUUUAUGGGGUUCCAUAUAGUGAGCAUUCAAGCUUCACAGAACUUCGUGAGUUUGUUCAGUUUUUAAAGCCAGACAAGAUUAUUCCUACAGUGAAUAUCUCAAAUGCUGGAAGUCGGGAGAAAAUGCAGUCAUGUUUCAGAGAAUGGCUCAGACGCUAAGAUUCAACUCUAGGUUGAUAGAUGAUUGCAUCCUGUUGGUAAGAAAAUCAAUAGCUUUGACUGUUCUAUCUAUAAUACUGUUUCUAUUUUUUUAAUGCAGUUUCUGAAUCCCAAAAAUGUUUCUCAUUGAAGCUUUUAACGGUUGCUUGAUGCUUCUGUGACAUCUUUCGAUAUUACUACUGGCGAAUGUAGUAGAAUUGAAUUACUUGAAGGAUUUAAUCCAGAAGUCUUAUUCUUAGUUAUUCUCUUGUAACAUCUUGGAUAUUGGUACAAGUUAAUUCUUUUAGUUAUGAUGGUUGGGAUAGAAAAGAGUAUAAAGAGAGACAACACUUUCUUUAUGCUACAUUUACUUCUCUUUACCUAGAAGAAGGAUUAGCGUCAAGAGUAUUUUUGCAGUUCACACGAGAAGCAAAAGAGUAGACAAUGCAAAGAGGGAAUAAG
This is a messenger RNA of Eutrema salsugineum, 2017 nucleotides long. RefSeq names its product DNA cross-link repair protein SNM1. The coding region runs from base 125 to 1576 and encodes 483 amino acids. The record is from RefSeq and is a predicted model, not a curated record. Gene Ontology annotation, molecular function: 5'-3' DNA exonuclease activity; damaged DNA binding. The transcript has 9 exons. Gene Ontology annotation, biological process: interstrand cross-link repair; double-strand break repair via nonhomologous end joining; protection from non-homologous end joining at telomere. NCBI's taxonomy places the organism in Eukaryota, Viridiplantae, Streptophyta, Magnoliopsida, Brassicales, Brassicaceae.